GGCGUUUAGAUAUCUAUGCGACAUUGUUCAUCAGAUCGUAGACAAACUCGACAUCCCAGAUACAUCUUCAACUCGACUCUAUUCCCAGCAGCAUUGCCAGUCGAAUACCAUGACGCAAUCUGUUGCCCCCACACAGGCCAAGGACACCGCGGAGCAACUCAUUGCGGACCUCGACGGGACAGACACACUUCCUCUCUGGGUUCAAAUGGCAAAGUUGAACCCUCCGGAGCCAAACCCACGUUGCAUACCCUAUGUGUGGAAAUAUGACCGCAUCAGGCCAAAUCUGAUUCGAGCUGGAGAGCUGAUUUCGGAGAAGGCAGCUGAACGACGAGUCUUGAUGCUUCCCAACCCUGCUCGAGAGGCCCCUUUCACCACGGACACAAUCUAUGCUGGGCUCCAGCUAGUCAUGCCUAAUGAGACCGCUCCCGCUCAUCGUCACGUAGCCUUUGCUAUGCGGUUCAUCAUCGAAGGCUCCGGAGGUUUCACAGCCGUCCACGGCCGACGAAUCAAGAUGCAGCGUGGGGAUGUCAUUCUCACUCCUCGAUGGAACUACCACGACCACGGAAAGGAUGGCUCAGGACCAAUGAUCUGGCUGGAUGGGCUCGACCUCCCGAACUUCCGACAUUUUCCGGUGCAUUUCCUCGAGCACUUCAAAGAUCCGCGUUAUCCCGCAGAAGAUGUUGACACAAGCGAGUCGCCAAUUGUGUUCCCUUGGUCCGGUAUGAAAGCAAAGCUGGAUGCUGAAUCAGGGUCAUGGGCUGCUUUAAGGUAUCUUAAACGUGACGGUUCAGAAGUCUCCUUGACACUCGGAGGUUCUGCAGAAAGGCUUGACGCCAACAGCAACAGCCCAGUCAGGCGCGAAACCUCAUCUUGCGUCUACCACGUUAUAGAAGGCUCCGGAUACAGCAAUGUAGGCGAUAAGAAGCUGGAGUGGACCAAAGGUGACACCUUCUGCGUGCCCACAUGGGCUGCGUAUGAGCACUUCAACACCACAGACUCUACUACAUACUUAUACCGCUUUGACGAUCAGCCGAUGAUCAAGUCUUUGGGAUUCUAUAGAACGCAAGACAUGGACAUUGAGGCCCUAGUCGAUCUGUAAUCUCGAGUUGGACAGUCUGCAGUAUCUUCUUAGGAGUUCGAGAAGAUGAACUACUGAUACUGAACGAUGAACUGUUAGAAGAAAUGAGAUAAGAAAUGUGCCAU
Didymella exigua CBS 183.55 is the source of this 1203-nucleotide messenger RNA. Its product is annotated as putative gentisate 1,2-dioxygenase. Gene Ontology annotation, molecular function: dioxygenase activity. Bases 110 to 1099 code for a protein of 329 amino acids. Lineage: Eukaryota; Fungi; Ascomycota; Dothideomycetes; Pleosporales; Didymellaceae. The record is from RefSeq and is a predicted model, not a curated record. The transcript has 2 exons.